UUAGACAUAAGAAAUAUGGCUAGCCACGGAUACGUUGAUUGGCAGUUCGGAGGCAGCGAUGCAGCUGAAAAGGCCGCUAAAGCCUCUCUAGGCACUUACUCUUCUGAAAUCUUUAGCAUGUGCGACCUUCAAGGAAAGCCUAUUUUGCCUCCACUAAGCGAGGAGGCAGAGACAAGCCAUACUGUCGAAAAGGCGGUUGUUCAAGCUGUCCUUUGUGGCAGGGGAAACGCCUAUGCUCCUAGUAUUGGCCUCUCUGUUGCGAAACGUGCUAUGGCGGAUUAUUUAAACCGAGAUCUUGAUAACAAGCUAACGGGAGAUGAUGUAUAUAUGACUGUUGGAUGCAAACAAGCAAUUGAGCUUGCGGUCAAAAUCCUGGCUAAACCGACAGCCAACAUCUUGCUUCCGAGGCCUGGUUUUCCAUGGGACAUGGUCCACUCUAUUUACAAAGAGCUUGAGGUUCGAAGGUAUGAAUUCAUCCCGGAAAGAGACUUUGAGAUCGAUUUCGACAGCGUAAGAGAGAUGACAGACGAGAACACGUUUGCGAUAUUUAUAAUCAACCCCCAUAACCCCAACGGGAACUACUACACUAAGGCUCAUCUUGAGCAGCUGGCAACAUUGGCUCGGGAACUCGGGAUAAUGGUAAUUUCGGAUGAAGUAUAUAGAUGGACCGUGUUCGGGAGUAAUCCCUUUGUUCCAAUGGGAAAAUUCUCCUCGAUAGUACCCGUAGUUACUGUCGGGUCCAUAUCGAAAGGGUGGAUAGUCCCAGGAUGGCGAACCGGCUGGCUUGCACUGCACGAUAUAAAUGGUGACUUCAAAACCACCAAGGUCUUAAAAGCUGCUAAAGAAUAUCUUGAGAUUAGUUCUAAACCACCAACUGUUAUCCAGGCGGCUAUUCCUACCAUCUUGGAGAAAACUCCUCAAGAGUUCUUCGAUAAGAGGCAGAGUUUUCUGAAAGACAAAGUGGAAUUUGGAUAUUCAAAGCUCAAGCACAUACCAACCCUCACCUGUUACAUGAAACCUGAAGCAUGCACUUUCUUAUGGACAAAGCUGGACCCAUUGGAUUUUGUAGACAUUGAAGACGAUCACGACUUCUGUAGGAAACUUGCUAAGGAAGAAAACCUCGUUCUUUUACCUGGGAUUGCAUUUGGUCAGAAGAACUGGUUGAGGCAUUCUAUCGACAUGGAGACUCCGAGACUAGAGGAUGCAUUUGUAAGAUUGAAGAGCUUCUGUGAACGCCAUUCCAUUAUAGUUGAAGCUAAUGGCGUCAACUAAAGACUUCCGAUUUCUCGAAUAUAUCUGAGGCUAAGAUAUAAUCAUGGGGAUGGUUUGCUGAUAUGAAAUAAUAAAUCAUUAAGAGUUUGUGAUAAAUAAAAUGGUGUUUUAAUCCCUCACAUCAAUCAUUAAGAGCAUGUAUCUUUGAGAAAUUAUUUCCAUGUAUUUUCUAAUUAUUCUACUCAUCUACGCAACAACUACAGUAUAAUUCUAUUUAUUCUCAGUUGAAUAGACUGGUUCGAUUUAAGUUCA
Molecule: messenger RNA, 1524 nt
Organism: Camelina sativa (false flax)
Lineage: Eukaryota; Viridiplantae; Streptophyta; Magnoliopsida; Brassicales; Brassicaceae
Source: RefSeq, a predicted model, not a curated record